Molecule: messenger RNA, 1876 nt
Organism: Leguminivora glycinivorella
Lineage: Eukaryota; Metazoa; Arthropoda; Insecta; Lepidoptera; Tortricidae
Gene: Cdc16
Product: cell division cycle protein 16 homolog
Exons: 11
Coding region: 212-1876 (554 amino acids)
Biological process (GO): cell division
Molecular function (GO): protein binding
Source: RefSeq, a predicted model, not a curated record
UCAACGAGGACCAAAAAAAGAAGAUGUCAACAUUUUCGAAAGAUGUCGGCGGGACAGAACGAAAACAUUGCUUUUCUCACACAUUUUCAGCUUUAAUAAAUUGAACUGCCUCUAAGUUACUUACAGCGCGACGAAAAUUGGAAUCUCUACUAUUCAAAAUCUCAAACUUAUUACUUUAGGUUGAUCAUCAUCUUUCAUUUUGUCUUAUGAAAUGUCGAAAGCGGAAUCUACAUCUCGAAGCGGCACCGAUGGCUUGAAUGUGGAUUUUAUGCGUUCACUAGUCAAACAGUACUCAGAACUGGGCCUAUGGACUAGUGCGCUGUUUUGGGCGGAUGCAGCGGCGGCUGCGGGCAGCGGAUCGGGCACUGCAAGCGGGGAUGACGUGUGGCUACUUGCCAGUGCCAUGUUGGCUCGGGGGGAGUACCAUCGGGCCGCUUAUGCUGUCACAUCUAGAGGCUUGCAUAAACAACACCUGCUAUGCCUGGGUGUGGCAAUGCGCGCUUAUCUUGCGGCUCAAGAGGCAGCUACAGCGCUGGCGUUAUUUGAAGAAAGUGACCCGGCAUUGCUGGAGCCCAGGAGUGACCAAACACACAAUCGUGCAUUAGCAGGCGUGCUAGUAUCCCAAGCACGUGCUCUGUCCUCACUAGAGCGGCGAGACGCGGCGUCAGCGGCGCUCUGUAGCGCGCUCCGAGCCGACUGUGCAUGCGUGGAAGCCCUCGCGCUGUUACAUCGACAGACACCACUGACACACAAACAAGAAAUCGAGUUGUUAGACUCGCUACCAAUCAGCAGUCAGCUGGGCGCGGCAGAAGGGGCUUUGCUGCGUGCCGCGUACCGAGAUCGUGUUUACCGACACUCCACGCCUCCGCUAGACACCAAUGACCCCGUAUCAUCGUCAACAGAAGUGGUCCGCGCGCGUACAGCCGAGGCCGCCGCGUCGCACGCGCGUCGUUUAGCCGCCUCCUGUGACUGGGCUGGAGCCCUAAAGGCCCUAGACGCUGUGGACCCUUGGUGUGCGGCACCCGUUAGGGCUGCGUGUUUAGUAGAGUUGAAGAAGAGUGCGGAGUUAUUUGCGUUCGCACAUACGUUGGUGGAUGCGUAUCCUAACUCUUGGACUUCGUGGUUCGCUGUGGGAUGCUACUAUUACUUAAUAGGAAAGAACGAGUUAGCGCGGCGAUACCUAAGCAAAGCGAAGAGCUUAGAGCCUGGCGCUGGCUGCGCUUGGCUCGCGCAAGGACACAGCUUCGCGGCCGAUAACGAGCACGACCAAGCCAUGGCGGCUUAUUUCAAGGCUAGUCAACUGAUGGCAGGCAGCCACCUACCGCCGUUGUACGUAGGCGUGGAGUGUGCCCUGUUGAAUAACUUCACCAUGUGCGAGCGGUUUCUACUGCGUGCUGCAACUCUACAUUCCAGUAUAGAGACGGGCGAAGAAGAGGGUUGGGACACAAUAGCCCGCGUAGUCAAGGAGCCUCACGUAGCUCACGAAGCAGGGGCCGCUGCCUUCGCGGCGGGACAACCGCGAGCGGCUAAAGAGCUGUGGCUAGCGGCGUUGCAAGCCGCGCCGGAGGUACGGAAUGAGAGCGAGAAGUUGCACCCGCGCUGGGCGGCGACGCUGGACGCGCUCGGGCACGCGUGCCGCAAGCUCGGGCAGCUGCCCGAGGCGCUGGCGUGGCACGAGCGCGCGCUCGCGCUGCGCCCCGCGCGCGCCGCCACCUACGCCGCCCGGGGGCUGUGUCUCGCCUUGAUGGGCAGGGAGAGAGACGCCGCUGACGCUUUACAUGCGGCGCUGAGUAGGGAUCCGGAUGAUGUGGUGUCGCUGGCACUGUUGGAUGCUAUAGUGGACCGACUGGAUGCUGCGUUAACAGAAAAGUGCUAA